Messenger RNA from Oldenlandia corymbosa var. corymbosa, 2439 nucleotides. The record is from the annotation of a GenBank genome assembly. NCBI's taxonomy places the organism in Eukaryota, Viridiplantae, Streptophyta, Magnoliopsida, Gentianales, Rubiaceae.
CUCAGAUUUAAUACUACUUUUUUUAUAAAAAAAAAAAAAAAAAAUUUGAAAAAUAAGAAGGGAAAAAAAUAAAGUGGAACGGCAUUGACACGUCCACGAAGGACGCCAGCUGUAAGUGGAAAUUCCAAUUCCCACCUUCCGACAACAAUUACCAAAUGUAUAUUAGUCCACUAUUAGUCCCAGUCCACUGUUCAUUUCCCUCUGAAUUCAUUUAGACCCGUGUAGUAUAUAUGUAUGCUUUAGGCCAAAGUCCACUGCUCUUUCACUCUGUUUGAUACUCUGUUUCUUUCCUUUUUAGUGUUACUACCUCUCUCUCUCUCUCUCUUGCCCUCCUCUGCUUCCUGCGGUUUUCCUUCAAUCAAUAUAUCAUUCUGAUUCAGAAUCAGAGAAAAAAUCACAAUUCUGAACCACAAGAAUUUCAAGAAAGAACAAAAAGAGGAGCUGAGAGGAGUGGAGGAAGAAAGAAGAAAGCAAAAAAAAAAAAAGAAAGUAAAGGCAGUCUCGAUUCUUGAACCUUUAGGACAAGGGAAGACUACUUACUGUAUUUAGUGUAUAUAAUACCACUUACUAACUGGGUGGUUAGUAGUUUCCCGCCAAAUGGUCCAUUGCUUGGCGCGCUUUUCCUUAAUAACAGCAAAGCAGAGUACAGACUACAGAGUCAAGAGCAUAUAACUCUUGUCAGUUUCCCCUCUUUUUAAGACUCCCCCUUCUUGAACUCUUUCUUGUUCCCAAAAAAUCAAUUCUCUCACCCAGAACCAGCUGUUACUUGAUGCUUCCUUGAUCAGUAAUGGAAUUAUACAGGCGAUUUCAAUUUGUCGACCCUCAAUCAGAUUCUCAGCUGCCGGUUAAGUAUUCAGAGCAUGUUGUCAUCACAAAUAAGCCAUUAGGCGAUCUCAACUCCGGCGAUUCCCAUGCCCUUUUCCGGCACAGAGUAGUCAGAAUCGCACUCACCGACCCAGAUGCAACCGAUUCUUCCGACGAUGAUGAUGAAGAGGAUGAUCACCAUCGAGUUAGACACCUACGGAGGGUAAAGAGACACGUGGAGGAGAUCAACUUCGGGAUUCUUCCGAAAACGCCGAAAACAGAGCAGCCAAUCAGGAAGAGAAGUUUGACCCCUCCACCGGGAAUUGACGUCACGCGACGGAAAAAGUUCAGGGGAGUCCGUCAACGACCAUGGGGCCGAUGGGCGGCGGAGAUCCGUGACCCGAGCCGCAGGAAACGGGUCUGGCUGGGAACGUACGAUACUCCAGAGGAAGCCGCCUCCGUCUACGACAGAGCCGCCCUGAAACUGAAAGGACGGGACGCCGUGACGAACUUCCCGGUAGUGGAGUUCGCAAACGCCGGUGAGUCGCAAAGCGAGAAAAGUCAUUCUACAAUGGAUACUGCGACCGAGGAAGACGUCGCUUUAUCGCCCACGUCAGUCCUCCGCUACGAUGACGUCACAAGCCAAGCCGAUACUGAGGUGUCAGUCGACGCCGCCGCCGACGCCAAGGAAGCCGUUUUGUCGCCGACGUCGGUUCUCCGUUCAGACGUGUCGACGCCAUUUGAUGGCUUCCCAUUCCCCGAGGUUGACGGUCUCGGGUUCGGCAUUGACUUUUCGUUGGACUUGCCGCUGUUGGAACCGACAGGAACCUAUUACGCCGAGGAGUUCGGCGAGGUUGACUUUGAUGAUUUCCUCGUUGAGUUCAGAUGACCAAAAUUGCAAAAUUAGAAUUCGCGUGCUAAUUUUGGAGGGUCCCAACCGUAUAAUAUGAAAAUAAAUUGGUGUGUCCUAUUGUGUAAUUAGAAGUAGCUAGAGGGGGGUUAUUUUCGGGUAAAUGAAAAAUGUGAAUUGGUAUUACUUUGGCGGGAAUUUAGAGUGUUCAUAGUACGAGAGAGAAAAAAUUGCGUGGUAAUGAAUUAUGAUAAUUGAUAAGUGUGAUUAAUGAUUAAUCUAGCUUGCCUUUUUAAGGCGGCGAUUUUGUGAGAGAGAUAUUUGUUUGUUAAUAAUAAUUUUUAUUUCCUCUUGGCUAGUGGCUACAGAUUUUUGUGUUUGUUUUCUCAUUUUAGCUUUGUUUAAUUAUGGAUAAUUUUGUCCCGUCCACUACAACUAGCUAGGACAUGUGGAUAUAACAUUACUCUCCGGUUUGAUAUGUGGAUUUACUGCAUUAAUUACAACCUAGGAUGUCGUAUUAUCAGCCUGCAUUAGAAUUAGAAAAAUGAUUUUUUUUCCUAUUUUUUCCCCUCCAUGUGUUGAACGGUUUGUUUUUCAAUUUCGUUGAAUAAUGUUUGACAGGUUCCGGUCACUAGUAAAUGUGCGGUGACGGUGAUGCUUUCUUGGACGUCAUGCCGGACGUUAGGAAGUUAAUUAAUGACGAGUUUUGUGUAUACAAUUUGAAUUCUCAUGGAUUUUCAAGCCUUUCAUUAGAACACAACUUGUAAAUUGUAAUGCAACAGGCC